Hemibagrus wyckioides is the source of this 4945-nucleotide messenger RNA. RefSeq names its product T-box transcription factor 21 (gene tbx21). Lineage: Eukaryota; Metazoa; Chordata; Actinopteri; Siluriformes; Bagridae. Gene Ontology annotation, biological process: positive regulation of DNA-templated transcription; lymphocyte migration; regulation of transcription by RNA polymerase II. Bases 320 to 2146 code for a protein of 608 amino acids. The record is from RefSeq and is a predicted model, not a curated record. Gene Ontology annotation, molecular function: RNA polymerase II cis-regulatory region sequence-specific DNA binding; DNA-binding transcription factor activity, RNA polymerase II-specific. The transcript has 6 exons. Gene Ontology annotation, cellular component: nucleus.
UAACUCUCAUUCUGAUGUAAAUAAAAAAGUGGUGCACUGUUAUUUAUAUUACAGUAAUGUACCCAGUACAAUGAAAUAAAUCAAGAAACACUGAUAUGUUAGGCAUGUCAGACAUGAGGCGAGUCUUAUUUUGGCCGUAAAAGAGACAGGAGCAGUUCUCAGAAGUCGGAAGCUUGGGUUAGAGAGAGCCUGAAAGCGGUUCAUUUUGCCUUUGCUCUUUUCCAUUAAAGUUUUUCUGUGGAGCCUAAUUAUUUUAGUAGGUAAAGAAAGUAAGCUGUCAACCUAUGAUUGUGCACGUAAGCGCGGAGCGAGCCUGCAAAUGGGCGGCAUAGGCGGCAGCUUCUAUAUCAACAUGCUCAAUGGAAGCGACGCGCAAAGUUUGGCCAAAGACGCAGAGACGAGCGGUCACCUUCACCGGAGCAAGGAGCUAGCGGACUUCAAAAUGGGCGUCCAAGACGCGAGGCUGUACUAUCCAGACUCAGUUCCAAAUGGCCAGGACAACUUUCCACUGCCGUAUCACGGCGAGCAGUGCUCUAGCGAACUCGGAGCGCAGGCGGGAAGGUUUUACUCCGCGGCGGCGGCAGCGGCUCCGAUCGGUAACUGUGCGUUCAGCCGCAGCAGUGCGGCCCAGGCUUACGCAGGGGCUGAUGGGUAUUCACCGGACAGUAAAGACGGCCACUCGGCCAGCGCGGACUCGUAUCACGCGCACUUUCAGCAUGGCUACCCACGUGCGCCUCUCUAUUCCUUACCUGGCAUACAGGUGUGCGGCAAGAUGCAGGUGCUUCUCAACAACUACCCGCUGUGGGCCAAGUUUCACAAGUACCAAACCGAGAUGAUCAUCACCAAACAGGGCAGGAGGAUGUUUCCCUUUCUCAGUUUUAAUAUCAGUGCUCUGGACCCCUCGGCUCACUACAACGUGUUCGUGGAUGUGGUUCUGGCCGACCAGCACCACUGGAGGUACCAGGGAGGCAAGUGGGUGCAGUGUGGCAAAGCAGAGGGCAACAUGCCAGGAAACAGGGUGUAUAUGCAUCCUGACUCUCCAAACACCGGGAAUCACUGGAUGAGACAGGAGGUCUCAUUCGGCAAGCUCAAACUCACCAACAACAAGGGCAGCUCCAACAACCUGGCACAGAUGAUAGUGCUGCAGUCUCUGCACAAGUACCAGCCACGCUUGCAUAUCGUGGAGGUCAGGGAGGAUGGAACAGAAGAUCCCUUCCGUAGCUCUAAGACGCAAACCUUCAUCUUCCCCGAGACCCAGUUCAUUGCAGUCACUGCCUACCAGAAUGCAGACAUCACUCAGCUGAAAAUAGACCAUAACCCUUUUGCGAAAGGUUUCCGGGACAAUUAUGACACACUGUAUGCCCCGCCUGACUCGGAUCGUAUCACCCCCUCCCCCACUGAGGGCCAGCAGCUCAUGGCAGCCAGUUGCUAUCCCCGCCAGCCUUACCUGGCCGAGCAGUACAUGAGUCCGCUGCAGCCCAGCCGCUUCUACAGCUGCGAGCCUGUCAGCAUGGCACAGGGGUGCCCCAAAGACCCAAAUGGCAGUCACCAUGGGCGCUGGUACCUCCCUGGGCAGCAAGGCACACCCUCCAAUCUAUUGGACUUCAGCUCUUACGAGGGUGAAUAUACGGCCAACAGUCUAUACAAGCCCUUUUCAUUACAGACAUCACCCCACCACCCACUGAGCUACUAUCCUGAGAACCCCUUUGCUUCAGGGCCAAUAUCAAGCAAUAGCCCUGCCCCAUGGAGCACAGCAAGACCGUCACAGUACCUCAGCCACUCCCACCCUGGUAAAGCCACAUCUAGCCUUAGUUGGUUCCGCCCCAUGUCUUCUUCUGCCGUGUCCUCUUCCCCUCCAACAGUAAAUUCCCGCCUCCAUGCUUCUCCAUCACUCCUUGAGUCUUUGAGGCUGCCUGUACUACAGGACAAGCCAAAAGAUGUGGUGGAGGACACAUGGAUGGAGACCCCCUCUGUCAAAUCAGUAGACUCUGUCGACUCUGGUCUUUUUGAGGGUGCAGAGAGCAAGAAAAGACGAGUGUCACCCUAUGCCUCCAGCACUGAGAACUCUCCUCCCAUUCGCAGUAGCGAAGCCUGUGAGAAGGACAACAGCAGUGACGCAGGCUACUAUGGCUUCUACAGUCACUGAGAGCCAUCGUCUCUGAGUUAGUGUAGCACUCCCGCUGUGUCCCACCCACAGAGCUGCACUGCCUUUUGAGACAAAGCUCUGUGGGAGUCUAGAGGAGGGACAACAGAGGCCAGUAACAGCUAACACAGAACUCUCAAUCAUUUUUCCUUUAUAGCCCUGGUGCUAUUUACAAUUUAUCCAUACACUGUUCUCGCUGGCACUCUCAUGUUUGGUGUGGUGCUUCCCUAUGGUAGUGCUGCGUGGGUAAGGUCAGGUGGAGGUGCACCACUAAUCCUGAAGGUCAUUGUCAUAGUGAGGACUGGCGAGUCAAGACGAUGUGACUGGAGUGAAACAAUGGCCUGGAGAUAUAUGCAUGCACACACACACACAGACCUGGAUGAAUUCAGAAACUGUAACUGUUUAGCAUUUUAAGAUGUCUGCACACCUGCUGACACUCCCCUCAAGGUCCUGUCCAGUCUCACAGUUCUCAUACACACACACACACACAUUUGUCAUAUGUGAUAUAAGUUUUUCUCAAGAAUUAUAUAUAUAAUUAUGUACUUUUGCGUAUAUACUUUUAUGAUUCCAGUUCAUUCACAUUUUCACUACUCCAAAUGAGUCUUGAGUGUCCAAUGAAAUCAGAUGAUGUAAGUGAUUAAUAAGUGCUAUUAGAGGAAACAAAGUAUAUCUUUCUGCAUGAAGAGGUCAGCACAUGUUCCACUCAUCCUGUCAGCUGUCUUCCUGUCAACCUCCCAUUCUCCUGACUAAAUCACCCUAACUAGAUCAUGUGCCAAACAGGGGCCGGCUCUAAUUUCAUCUUGUUGCAUAUGCCUCAGUACCACUGUAAUGUACGUUAAUGAAGUCAGUGUAAAAGUUCUGCUUUAAAUUAAGCUUUGCUAAACUUUGGAUUCAUACAUGAUGAAUUGCAGUACACAUCAAAUGUUCGACAAUUUACACUGUCAUCACAAACACAGCAAUGUCAGUCUGAUUAGUGUCAAAAGAACAUUCUUAACCCAACAUCAGCAAGUCUCAAAAACAGGACAAGAAAGACAACAUGCAGAUAGACAGGGUGGGAAAAUGGACACCUGGAAGCUGCGUUGUGGUGACUGAACAUCAUAAUCAGACAACAGCCCACAUGCCACAGGCCUCACUGACACAGUGGAAGAACGAGACCUCAGUCUCACCUCAUCAGGACCUCCAAACCUCCAAAGGUGAGAAAAAGCUUCGACAGCUCGGUAGGCGACAGCCAUAAGAAUGUUAACAGACUGACUGUGGAGGUAAACGCACAAUACAAGACAUGGCUCACCCUUCAAAAUUUAAACACAUUUCGUUGGUCAUCAGCUUAUGUGAAUUUUUAGUGAACCACAUAUUAAAAUACUUCCCACAAACAACAAAUAUAUAUAUAUAUAUAUAUAUAUAUAUAUAUAUAUAUAUAUAUAUAUAUAUAUAUAUAUAUAUAAACAUACAAAACAUAACGGUCCAGUACACAUAUGUGCAUAUGUGCACAUGCAUACACAAAGGGGGUGACAUAAUAACUAUUUUUUUUUUUUAUUUAUAUCUUCUUUGAUGAAACGAAAACUGUAAACAAUUCUGUAAUAAGACUGCACUUAGUAUGUACGUUGUUAAUAAUAGAAAUGCUUACAAUAUGACUUUUUAAGAAAUUGAUGUUUUAUUCUGUACUGUCAGUAUUUUAUAGAGCUUCCCAAAAACCUCUAUAGUGGAAUAUCAGAGCUUCAGUAUGUGGUCAAUGACUUUCAAGCCAGUGAGUUUGGAUUUGCUUACCUUAACAUCGGAGCAGUGUAUUUAUUUCAGUGCUAAACCAAAUGACAUGUCAGCAAUACAAUGAAGUGGACAAUCACAGUGAGAUAUUGCUACUGCUCAUGUUAUAAAAAAAUACUGUAUUGUUAGAUAUUACUCAGGUCAAGCAUGUGCCAAUGAAUAUUCAGCUCCAUUUGUGUACUUAAUGGAGAUGUUGAAAGUUACUGAUUUGAAAUAACAGGGUUUUUGUUUAUUGUUUCCUGGUUCUAAGUAGUAAGGUGCAACCAACCGAUAGGGGCGAGCUUAACUGGAUGUUAUUUUUUAGUAAACUGUUUCUAAUUUCAAGUGCAAUUUAAAAAGUGUUCCUGUUAAUUUAAGAGAACUGUUUUUUAUUAUUCUUGAAUAUGCAUUCAAAACAUCGUUUGAACUUUCAUGAAUAUUGAGAAUACAGGUGUACGAUAUUGUUAGGAUAAUUGUUAGGAUAUGUUUUAGGUGACCCCUAGUGGACUAUCUCCCUAUUCAGAGAAAAUACUGACCAUUAUUUAUGCAUAUAGAAUGAUAUAUGAAGUAAUCUACAUCUGAUUCAUGAAACUAUGAUACAACAACAAAAUGUACUUAAGUAAUGAAUCAGUGUGGUCAUAAGCUAUUCCCAUUAGUCCCUUAUUUACAUAUUCUAUGCAACCAGCAUACCUGGAGUUUACCCUCAAAUGUAACUAUUUUUAACUAUGGCAUAUGAAUAAUGUCAAAUAUAUGAGGGAAUUUACCCUUAAGCUGUCCCCUCUAUAAAGCUUUUUUUAUGCACUAGCAGUGCCCUUACCAGAUGGUCUUUAAGGUAUAUUUAUAUGAUGUUCCACUGAAUCAUUAGAUUAACAUGUCUUGAUCUUCUAUGUAAAUGAUAAGCAUACUCUGUACUAUGGAAAUUAAUUUUCUCUAAUGUUUAAGCCAAGGUUUGUAAAAAAAAAAAAACAGGAGCCCUCCCCAAAUAAUGUAGGCAAACUGUACAGUCUAAAAUGAUGUAUUUGAUUUGUUCUAACUGUAAUAAAUGAUAUAUGUCGUUUUUCA